AUGGUAAGCCAGUUUCUGUCAGUUUAUGCACACUCUCAGUUACCCAUAACCCUACUAAAGGCAGCUAUCAACCUUCCAAUGUUGGUUGAGCUGAAGAGUGGUGAAACAUACAACGGACAUUUGGCUGCUUGUGAUGAUUGGAUGAAUAUACACUUGAAAGAAGUGAUAUGCACUUCAAGGGAUGGUGACCGAUUUUGGAGGAUGCCAGAGUGCUACAUACGUGGAAGUAUCAUUAAAUACCUCCGGAUACCGGAUGAUGUUAUCGACAAAGUCAAGGAGGAUAUACAGUUGGCGAAAGCUCGCAGUCGCUCGCAAUCUGCUGAUGGUGCAAGAGGUGGCUUUCAUCGGAACAAAGGCAAAGGUCGAGGUGCUCCAGGCACCGGUGGUCCUCGUGGUGGUGGACGAGGAGGUUCCGUGGGACGAGGAGGUGCCCCUGGUGGUGGUGGUGGUGGUGGACCUGGCCGUGGAAGCUUCCGUGGAAAAUGAACUUUUCUUGCUUCUCAUUUUCCUUUUUUUGUCCUGUAAAUAUAUGGCCAUAUUUUACAUGCAGAGCGACCAUCUG
This is a messenger RNA of Opisthorchis viverrini, 562 nucleotides long. RefSeq lists its product as hypothetical. The coding region runs from base 1 to 486 and encodes 161 amino acids. The transcript is spliced from 4 exons. The record is from RefSeq and is a predicted model, not a curated record. Gene Ontology annotation, cellular component: U6 snRNP; spliceosomal tri-snRNP complex; P-body. Gene Ontology annotation, molecular function: U6 snRNA binding. Gene Ontology annotation, biological process: P-body assembly; nuclear-transcribed mRNA catabolic process; mRNA splicing, via spliceosome. NCBI's taxonomy places the organism in Eukaryota, Metazoa, Platyhelminthes, Trematoda, Opisthorchiida, Opisthorchiidae.